Molecule: messenger RNA, 7110 nt
Organism: Phytophthora infestans T30-4
Lineage: Eukaryota; Oomycota; Peronosporomycetes; Peronosporales; Peronosporaceae
Product: phosphatidylinositol kinase
Exons: 8
Coding region: 1-7110 (2369 amino acids)
Biological process (GO): nuclear-transcribed mRNA catabolic process, nonsense-mediated decay; phosphorylation
Cellular component (GO): nucleus
Molecular function (GO): protein serine/threonine kinase activity
Source: RefSeq, a predicted model, not a curated record
AUGAGGGCCAAUAGCGACGCUCCAGCGGACGCGACUGCGACGCCCUUCAACCCACUCGUGGCGCUGCAGACGUUGCUCUCGGCUGACGUCAUGAGCGUCAAGCAGCGCAUCAAGGCGGCACAGCAGUUGGAGGAAUACUUCCGCCUCCUAUCUCCCACUCCUGGCUUACUGCUGUCCUAUGAGCCAUACCUGCCUCUGCUGACAGACGUGAUGGUUACGCCAAUUAAGGGCGGCCAGGAGCUACAGACAAGCGUGUUAGCCAUGCUACAGAUACUGUCAGCUCACAACCCGACAGGAUUCGGCGACUGGAUCGCUAGGAAUGCACAGCUGGGCAAUGAGCCAUGGCUUGUGCAAUGGAGCUAUGCGCUACUGCUACAGACCGAGAAAAUUGUGCCAAGAGAGGAAGAUGGUGAGAAGUGGGAGGACUCGUCAGCUGAGUUUAAGCAGUUUGAUAUGGUCUUUGCUCGAGUGAUGCAGAUGUGGAGAACAUUGCUGGACCAUACCGCCGAGGUGGCUCUUGUGGAUCAGCUGGUCAAGUGCUUGCAGGCUCUGCCUUUGCAGACUGGUACAGAUCAAUGGCGCACGUUGAUGUUAAAGAAACUACAGGCGCAUUUUGUGGAUAUUGCGGAUGUUUUAAUUGGGUGGAUGAUGAGCACGGGACCGCAUAGUCCGCUGCGGUACGUGAAGGUGGAGGAAAUUCUUACGCUGUUGGACAAUUUUGGUCGCUUGUGGGCAGACAACAGCGUGUUCAGCCUUCAGUUGAUGAACUCAUUCGCUGAUGAAAUUGUAAACUUGUGUGAUUCAUGGAGUGACCAUCAAGAGGGUGACGACGAUCGUCUUAGUACUUUAGUGACUUGCUUCAUGAUGGUAGCGCAAUGUGUCCCUGAUCUCGCUUUAUCUGGGGGUGAAGGCCUUCAAAGCCCUUUCGAGAGGGUGCUUCGUCGCGUUGCUUCGUGUUCACAGCCAGAAUACUCUAUUUUCUGCGUGGCAAAUUGUUCAGACUAUCUGGUGUCGAUUUCCAACGCAAGACACAAUAGCUUUGCUCCUUUCUCGGCUGCUAUAGUAGGGUUUUUACUUCAUCACUGCGCUGUACAGUCUCGUUUACACGACUGUGAGGUCACCAAGCUCUCGACAGUGCUGGAAAAUGCUUGCAAGCUAGCAAGUACGAACUUUUCCAGAAUUGCUGACCCGCUACUUGAACGUGCUGCUGUGAUCGGCGUACUGGAUGACGAUAUUCCUUCCCGAAUCGUCAAGAAAGGUGGCCAGCCGAAGCGUGUGAAGGUCAUGGAAUGUCUGUUUCAAUUGAAGUGCGCUAACGCAGUUACAUAUUCUACCCAGUUGUGUCUGCACCUGAUCCAACUGGGCGGAAUUGAAGCUCUGAAGGUAUUCGGGGCGCGAGCACUGCAGCGAUUGAGUGGCCGAAAUGGUGAAAAGGGAAACAGUUAUUUUGUGUUUGCAGCUACAUGUUUCAUUCUAGUGUCCCGGAAUCCUGAAAGACUGAAGCUUCUUGAUGACGAUACGACGCACGUAAUUGCGAUUCUGGAUUUGAUCUCGACGAAGCUGGAAAAGCAGAAUCAGCGUCAUCGUCAGCUUAAAGUGAGUCCUCGACAGUUGUGUCUUGUGCUGAAGAUGGCCUGCGCAUUUAUUGGUGCUGUUUCCAAGUGGAUUAUUGAUCGAAGUGAUGCUUUGGAGACUUUAAAUGGGGUGUCACUGCGAAUGUUGCAGUUGGCGCUCGGUAUGCUACCAAGUGAGACUGUGGUGGCUCGAGAUCAUCGACUCAGCGUUGAAACGCUGCAUGUGGUGCAUGCUUUAUUGUCUCGGACGACACUGCUUCCCGUUAUUCCGCGGGAAAGUUGCCGAGGGCUUUUGAUAAAAGUGACGCAGGUUGUCCGAAGCUCCAGUGUGAAAGUGCGAGAGAGCUGUAUUCAAGUCCUAGAGGUAUUUCAAGCUCGAAUGGAAGCGUGUGAAUUUGCUGGCGAAACGUUUGACGUGUUACUAGAUCUCUUGUUAGACCCCAGUCCCAUUGUAAAGCGCAGAAUUAUGUCUGGUGCUCUGAACGAAGUGGCUCUUGCUGCGCUUCUGAAGCAAGAAAAACUGCGUACGUAUGGCCACAUCUCGCGGCCUUUGCACCCUUCUUUUGUCGGCGCGGACUUUGCGAAUAUUCUUAGUCGUUUUCAGUCUCGAGAGUGUGAUGAAAGCGAGUGGAAUCGCGUCUGCAGAAGUAUCAUGAACCGCACUUCUCCUCACGUGGCAAUUAAUAAUUCGGGCAUUCUAUUGGGUGCGAUCCGCCAAGCAGCAGCAUGGUGCGUCCAGAACAGACUGCGUACCCAUUUUGGAGGACCAGCGCAAAGCUUUGCGAGUAUCGAGCGACUGUUACAGGAGUAUGCGGAUGAGAUCCAACAGCGAAAUCAUACCGAGCUCCCUUUAGCUUUAAAUGGCAAGCAGUUGCCGAACUGGUUGAUGCUGGAGUUCGUAAAUGCAUUAGAGAUGUGUAUUACCAGCGCUAUUUGCACCACUGACAUGGACCAGAGCAACCCGGAGAGUGAAGAGUAUAAAGCAGUGGUCUUUUUUCGUACGAACAAGGUGGUGUGUGACGACUGGCUCAACCGGAUUCGGCCGUUCCUGGUAGAGAUGGCGAAAAAUGCACCAAACUACGAGCUGUGGCGCUAUCACAGUCACGCUGCGAUGACGAUUUGUUACAGUAGGCUCAGCAGAGCCAUGUCAUCUUUUGCAGCUCAUGGACCCUCCGACAAAAUUGUCACCGAGUUGAGGCAAGCGGAGAAAGAGCUGGAUGCCGCGCUGUUCAUGCUGUGCCGAUGUCAUUGCGAUGCAAAAGAUGCAGAUUCCAUUAUCGGAAUUCAGCGAUGGAGCGAAUCUGUUGCUUCGGCGCUGAUCAGGCUGUACCAGCAGAACAAAGGUCGCGUGGAAACUGGUGAAGAAUACUGCAAAUUGCCAUUGUUUAGGUGGCUAAGCGCGCUGCGAUAUGAGGCUGAAAUGCGAUACGAAGAGGCUGCUGCGGAAUAUGAGUCUUUGUUGGAACCAGUGCUGACACGCGAGGGUUUUGAAGCCGUCAGUCCAGCGAAGCUAUUUGAAUCUCCAAUGACGAAUCUCCGUAUCUCGCCGUCAGCUCUGCUGGGAUGCUUUAAACAACAUGCGAAAUGCUAUGCUGCUUUACGCCAGUGGACGAAGCUGCGACAGCUCGUUACUCAGUUCGUUAGCGUCGCGAAUUCUCUCAUGGAUUAUGAUUACCCGAUAGAAGAGAUCCAGUCGAUUUUUGACUGCAGCGAUGCUGUUGCUGAUAAACUUUGGCGCGAUUUGGUACCGUUGGCGUUACAACCAGCGCCGUGGCAUGGCUACGCGGGUGAAAAAGUUGGCAAAAGAGCUGAGGAAACCUUACUCCGAAUGGCUGAAGCGGCGAAGAAAUCGUCUUUGUCGACUGGAUUCUGUCAUAACGAGGCACUAACGAACCUCCAAAGACUGAAUCCUGAACUAUAUGACUGCGGAACUUGGGGCCAACCGUUUUCUUCACUACACUUGGGUUGCUCAGGUUGGAAUGCCGAUGCAGAGUGCUUGCACCUCACUGGAGUAGCCAGAUUGGCCCGGAGGCAGCACAAUCUCGAUUUCGCUCAAAGCCUUUUGAGAGAAGCUGCGAGCCUAGAGAAAACAAGCCGUGUUUCAGCUAUGGCCUUAAAUUACGAGAAAGCUAAGCUUCUGGAAUUGGUUGGUAUGGAUGAUGAAGGACGACAGCUCUUGGAAGCACAGUGCGAAACGAGCUUGGAAGUACUUCGAUUGGAUCAUUCAUUUUCUGGACAGGAAAAUGUAGCUGUUCGAUCUAUUUUGCACCUCGCCAAAUCGAUUACCGAUGCUGAGAACACUAAAUUGCUGUCACCAGUAGCGUCACGAAUCCUUGAAAGUGCAUCGGAUCCUGCUACAAGCGUGGAUAGCGAAGAAGUGGAUGCUGCUGCUUUUCCAAACAAUUUUCAAAGUGAAUCUGCGCACAAAUGCUUCCAAGCUGCAAUCGCGGUAUCGCCAAAAUCCCCAAAGGCCUGGGCUCACUACAGUCACUGGUGUUAUGAACGAGGAAAACGGGAAGUGGAACAGAUUUCCGAACAAAAUGGAUACAUUCACUUAGAUUCCGAAGAUGAAGCACAGAUAUCAACUCUUCUGGAUGAGAUUGGGAUCGUCGAAUCGGAUCAUGAUUCCGUUAUUCGUGCGUUUUGCCAUUUCCUGGACAACGACGAGCUGUUCAGCCAACGACAUGGUACUCUCCAGCAGUUGUGCACUGAGCUUGCUCCCCAAGAUCAUAGUCGUGAUGCUGUUGAUCGUUUGACCGAGUUACAACAAGCAUGCCACUCCAAGGCUCUCCGAUUUCACACGCUGGCUGCUCGUGGUUAUGGGAAAUACUUGUCAGUGCUGUUCAGCGACUCGGGCUGCAGUAUCUCGAGACAAGAAAUCACCAUGGUUGUGCUUCGUUUGCUUGGUCUUCUGACGACGUAUGGAGCAGAAAGGGAAGUGGUGGCAGCGCUUGAAGAUGUGUUUUCCGACGGGCCUGUGGAUCCGUGGUCUCACGUGAUCCCGCAGUUGAUCGCUCGUGCGCACCAUCCGAUUUCUGCUGUCUCUUCCUUGGUUUGCCUGAUUCUCAAGCGCUUAGCACAUCACUCGCCGCACUCGAUAGUGUACCCAGUCGUCGUGGACUCGAUGGAGCCUCACGCCACGUUUUCAAGUCCUCAGGAAGAACGAGGCACUGCAAGUAACACGUUUGCUACGGUCUUACAAGAGCUACAGAACGUAUCGGCUGGACAAGUGGAGGGCGUACGUCUACUCAUUUUCGAGCUUCGUCGGAUUUCUAUUCUGUGGGACGAAGCUUGGAUCAGUACACUCGUCAAACUAUCAGCGGAUGUGUCUCGAAGGACGAGUACUCUGGAAAAAGAAGCCAAUCGCGUGGAGAAGAAUGCGUCGUUGUCUGCGAAAGAGAAGAGCGAGUUAGCACAGCGCAAGUUGGUGGCGAUUAUGAAGCCGAUCUAUGUCUCGAUCGAACGACUAUGGAAGGAAACGUGCGGGGGCAUUCGUGAACAACAUACUGUGACCCCACACGAGCGAAAAUUUCUCAAGGACUUCGGAGGAGUGAUCGACAAGGCGAUGGAGAACUUCCGCCAUUGCUGCGCUUCGGAGUCUUGGGGCAACGCUGGAUCAGUAAAGAAUCCCGAAGAGCUCUGGCAGCCAUUCGCAGAGAUAUUGAAGGCGCUUAUGAACGCCACGGGACGUCGAGAGCAACUGCCGCUUCAUGACAUUUCGCCGGCGAUGGCCUCUACCUCUCGUCAGCUAGCGCUAACUAAUAUGCCUGGCGCGGUUGUUGGGAAGACUGCAGGUCAAGUGGAACCUAUCACUAUUCAUCGUGUGGAUGCAUCCGUGACUGUUUUGCGAACGAAAACCAAGCCGAAGUCCUUGAAGUUGAUUGGAUCGGAUGGCAAGACAUACAAGUAUCUGCUAAAAGCCCGUGAAGACUUGCGAUUGGAUGAGCGCAUCAUGCAGUAUUUACGCGUGACGAACCAGUUCUUACAAGCUGAUGACGCAGCUGCAGCUCGGGAUCUGUCAGCUCAGAGCUACAGUGUCAUACCUCUCUCAAGAAACGCUGGAUUGAUCCAGAUGGUCCCUGAUGUGGUGCCUCUCUUUCAAGUGUAUACUGCUAGAAACGACGCGAGUGGAAGAACGCCUCAAGAUCCUGUCGCUGCGUCUUCAGCACAGCAACCGCCCCCGCCUACAGCUCAGUUUUACGCCAAGUUGAAGCAGCAUGGCAUUACGAAUGUGGCGCCAAAUAACCGCUCGCUGUGGCCGCCUAACGUAUUGAGACAAGUCUACCAGGAGCUGGUGGCUCAGCGCCCACGCAAUGUGUUGCAACAGAAAAUACUUCUUCGAAGUGAAGACUUACGAGAGAGCUGGAUUAAAAGCACGCGCUUAAGCAAGUCUCUUGCGGUCAUGUCUGUGCUCGGGUACAUCGUUGGAUUAGGGGAUCGGCACUUGGACAACAUUUUGCUGUGUGUCAACAGUGGAGACAUCGUUCACAUCGACCACAACGUUUGCUUUGAUAAGGGACGUAGACUCAAGGUGCCAGAGAUUGUGCCAUUCCGACUGACGCCUAUGCUGCAAGACGCACUUGGAUUUACAGGAGUGGAGGGAAGAUUCCGAAUGGCAUUUGAGACAACGUUACGUAUAGUACGCUCGGAUAAUGUUCGUGAAGCGUUGUUGACGCUGUUUGAAGCGUUCGUGUAUGGUCCAUUGGUUGACUGGAUCGCUGAAGACAGAAGACAAGGAAGGUCAGGAGAUUUGAAGGCGCGACUCGAAGUAAAUGUGAAUCUCUCUUUGUUCUUGUCGAGAGCGGAGGAACGACGACAAGAUACGAUUUCUUUUGGCCGUCAGUACGAGCAACAUGCUGAUGUUAUUUCCAGAGCUCUCAAUGGAUCGCAAGUCCCCUUUGAGACUUUGCUUGAACAACGCAAGCAGUUGUUGUCGCUUGAGGUCGAAGAGCAAACACGAUUGAGGGAAGUUGCCAGCGUUGAGGCAGAGUUAUCCAAGCAUCAGAGUGCCGAGCAGAUCAAACGCGCAGAACUUGAGUCCACUACGACUCGUUUUAACGACAUUACGACAAAAGUAAGCUCCUUCGCGGAUGAAUGCUUAGCAAGACACCAGCAGAUCGAAGUUUGGAGACAGAAGAGUGUCGCCUUCGCUGAAUCUGAUCCUGUGACUCAACUGAGCGCGGUAACUACUGCAGUCGAUACUUUGUCUUUUCAGACAGUCCAUGAAACGCUAUGCAGUGUUAUGGAGAAAUUACGGUCUGUUGGUCGGCAGAGACAGCUUUUGGAUGCGUUGGAGUCGAAUUGCCGAUCAGUUGAUGCGGAUGUGGCACGUCUGCGCUUUGAGAUCGAGAAAAUCGCCACUUAUUUGGUCCCGUAUCUUUCGUAUUAUGGCUACCAGCGCAAGGAAUUGGAUGCGUAUUUGGAAUCAGAGGUGAAGGUUGCUGGCAAGGACGUGUACUUCAAGUGGUGGAGUGUUUGUAGUGAAUAUCUGCUGCUCCUUCCAAAGAGAACGUUGCUGAGUCGACCAUGGUUCUGA